GAGCAUUUUGUCGUGAUGCCAGAUACAAAAAGUUUAAAAUCUGAACAAAAUGAUUGUGUGAUGCCAGUACGUUCUGCUAAUCCGAUACGCGCUAGAAGUUUGAUCCGAGACAAUUUGGAGAAACAGGCUGGUUGUCUAAAUCUAAUACACUCCAGAAUGCCAAACAUUAAAGUGUUUUCGGGCACCUCGCAUCCGGAUUUGGCGCAGCGUAUUGUCGAUCGCCUUGGCAUCGACCUGGGCAAAGUGGUCACCAAGAAGUUUAGCAAUUUGGAAACAUGUGUGGAAAUCGGCGAAUCGGUGCGUGGCGAAGAUGUUUACAUUGUGCAGUCCGGUUCCGGGGAGAUCAAUGAUAAUUUAAUGGAGCUGCUGAUCAUGAUUAAUGCUUGCAAAAUCGCAUCAGCAUCUCGUGUUACAGCUGUGAUUCCUUGCUUUCCAUAUGCCCGCCAAGACAAAAAAGAUAAGUUGCCGGGCGGUGAGGAGAAAGAUGAAAAAGCUAAGCUUGCCAAGAAAAACUACGAUUGGAAAUUUAGGAGUCGUGCGCCCAUCUCGGCGAAGCUGGUCGCUAAUAUGCUAUCAGUGGCCGGUGCGGACCACAUCAUAACCAUGGAUCUACACGCCUCACAGAUUCAGGGUUUCUUCGAUAUACCAGUUGAUAAUCUCUAUGCCGAGCCGGCGGUACUCAAAUGGAUCAAAGAGAACAUUCCCGAAUGGAAGAAUUCGAUCAUUGUAUCGCCCGAUGCCGGCGGCGCUAAGCGUGUUACCUCGAUAGCGGAUCGCUUGAAUGUGGAAUUCGCGCUGAUACACAAGGAGCGCAAGAAGGCCAAUGAGGUCGCCUCGAUGGUGCUUGUGGGUGAUGUUAAGGAUAAGAUUGCCAUAUUGGUGGACGAUAUGGCCGAUACAUGUGGCACCAUAGUCCAUGCGGCGGAUCGUCUGGUAGAGGCGGGUGCCACUAAGGUUUAUGCCAUAUUGACGCAUGGCAUUUUUUCGGGUCCGGCGAUUUCGCGCAUUAACAAUGCCUGCUUUGAGGCGGUUGUGGUGACCAAUACUAUACCACAGGACGGGCAUAUGCGUGAUUGUCCCAAAAUACAGUGCAUUGAUGUGUCUAUGAUGUUCGCCGAGGCUGUUAGACGAACACACAAUGGCGAGAGUGUCUCGUAUCUCUUCUCAAAUGUUCCAUAUUAAACGUUAAAUACCACAASAACAACAACUUCAACAACUACAAUCAUAACAAGAAGAAGAA
Molecule: messenger RNA, 1240 nt
Organism: Drosophila arizonae
Lineage: Eukaryota; Metazoa; Arthropoda; Insecta; Diptera; Drosophilidae
Gene: Prps
Product: phosphoribosyl pyrophosphate synthetase
Biological process (GO): 5-phosphoribose 1-diphosphate biosynthetic process; purine nucleotide biosynthetic process; ribonucleoside monophosphate biosynthetic process
Cellular component (GO): ribose phosphate diphosphokinase complex; cytoplasm
Molecular function (GO): ATP binding; ribose phosphate diphosphokinase activity; magnesium ion binding
Source: RefSeq, a predicted model, not a curated record